AUGUCGUCGGCUCCAGUAGCCCAACCUGCCUGCACUAGAAAAGCUGUGAGUGAGGAGACUCUGUCGCUACCACAGGAAAGAGCAAUGUCCACGACGCAUGUCUUCGACAAGGCCCACCCAGUCCAUUGGAUCGUCGACUGGGACGGUACCAUCACUCAAAAGGACACCCUGGACACUCUCGUCGGCAUUGCCGCAUCCACGAAACCCGCGGUUCCCACUCUGCAUCACUGGCAGCGCCUCUCGAAAGCCUACAUGCGUGAUUACACAGCCACCCUAAAGCAGCUUGUCCCAGAUGGCGCCUUGCCCAAUACAGUCCAAGAAGAGAAACAGCUCUUGAAACAACUAAAGGACGUAGAAGCCCGUAGUCUCAGUCGCGUAUCCUCGUCUGGUAUAUUCGCAGGCCUGACCAGCCACGUCAUAGAAACAGGCGCACACCAGGCCAUUACCUCCCGCCAGGUACAGCUACGCGAAGGUUUCUCUUCUUUCUAUCAGAGCAUUCAAUCUCAGGCGCAUCGCAGCUUCAUCAUCUUAAGUGUCAACUGGUCCCGCCACUUCAUCCAAUCCUGCCUUGGAGCUUCAGGAUCUACAGUACCCUCGCAUGCCAUCCUUGCCAACGAACUCGAUAGCCUGUGCUCUGAUGAGCCUUCCACAGGCCAGAUCGUACCAAUUGAUAAUGCUGAUGGAGACCUCAUCAUAUCAAGUGGCGAUAAAUUUGAACGCAUGCAGGCUAUAAAGGGGCAAAAGAUCUAUAUAGGUGAUAGUUGGACAGAUAUCGAAUGUCUACUUGCGGCAGACUUUGGUAUUUGCAUGCGUGACGAUUCUAUGGGGACAUCACAGAAGCAACUCGCCGAUGCAUUGAACAGGUUGGGAAUACCAUGCCCGAGACUGAGAGACUGCCAUGGGCUCAGCAACAGUCGUGUUGCAUGGGCAACUGAAUUUGCUGAGAUUCAAGACUGGAUAGAGAGCAAGUCAACUUAAGCCUCCAUUAAUUAUACAUAACCAAAGUAGACAGAUUAAUCUUAGAAGACAAAUUCAUAAGUUGACGCC
Messenger RNA from Pyrenophora tritici-repentis Pt-1C-BFP, 1047 nucleotides. RefSeq names its product putative haloacid dehalogenase hydrolase protein. NCBI's taxonomy places the organism in Eukaryota, Fungi, Ascomycota, Dothideomycetes, Pleosporales, Pleosporaceae. The record is from RefSeq and is a predicted model, not a curated record.